CUGUCAAAAGUCUACAAAAGUCUCACUAGAAUUCUUUGCAGCAUUUAAUCAAUCUUCAGAAGAAAGAAUUUUACGAAUUGACCAAUCAAAGAACGCUUUUCUAGCAGUUUUAUUUCAUCGUGGAAUUGUGGCAAACCUGAGCAACGUUGAACGUGGCGUCGGGAGAGAUAACGGGGAAUUCCGUGAAAGAGGGCUUAGUUUUGUUUCGAUUACCGGUUUGUGUCGUUUGUGUCUUCAAGAUAGUAUCGCUUUUUGCUUGUAUUUCGAACUCCAAAUACGCACAAUCACGAUGGAGGAAAUUCGAGUUAUGUGGUGUGAUGUACUGGAGGAAUUGCUUCAAUGUCCCGUAUGCUUAGAAGCAACACAGGGUGUAAAAAUCCAAUGUGUAAAUGGACAUCACAUAUGUAAUGCAUGCAGAGUACAGCUGCAUGUGUGUCCUAUAUGUAAAUCUGCCUUUAUAGGAACAAGAAAUUUGGCGGUGGAACAAAUUUCAGCCAAAUUGCAGGAUAUAAAGUUAUCCCUAUUGCAUCCAUAUCAUGCUCUCAAUAGAAGAGUCCUACAUGAUAAGAUUUGUGCGGCUACUCAAACUGACAAUAUUUGUAUGCCUUCCACUGCUUCUCAAACUGAAUCUGUGACUCAAGCUACACCAAUUAUUCCAAGAAACGAACAACAAAGAUCAAUAUUAAGUUUAGCGCCUAGAGUAGGAAAAGGAUCAUAUCCAUGUCGUAUUGGAUCUUGUAUAAUGGAACUACCACAUGGAAGAAUGAUUGGCCAUUUGAGAUAUCACCAUAGCAGUGUAUUUUUUGAGUUAAACGCAAAAGAUAAUGUACUACGAAAAAAAUUGGAUCUGGAGUAUAUCUUGAAUCGAGAUCACGAUCGUGCAUUCCAUAUCAAAGAAAUGGGCUUAUUUUUUUUAAACAUCUCUAUAAAUAAUGUGGGUGAUCUAAUGGCUUCCUUACAAAUUGUCAAUUGCAUCGCUGUAUGUAAACAAUUCACAUAUACAUUUGAAGUAAUUGGGGAAUUUAAUGCUUCUUACAAUGGCCAGGUGAAAUCUUGCAGAGUAUCAAGGCUAUGUCUUUCAAAUGACUGUUUGCGCAUACGCGAGAAUAACAUGUGCCGCUUAAUUGAUCAUAAAAACUAUUUUCAUUGCAAUCUAACGAUAAAACGUAGAGUUGAUUACAGAACAAUCGCCGCACAAAAUAAUCCAACGAAUGCUCGUGAUGACAUAGUGAAUAAUUGAAAAAAGCUAUAUAAUUUAUUAUUGUAUAAAGGAAAAGAUUAGACAGUAAAAUGAU
Molecule: messenger RNA, 1295 nt
Organism: Trachymyrmex cornetzi
Lineage: Eukaryota; Metazoa; Arthropoda; Insecta; Hymenoptera; Formicidae
Exons: 5
Coding region: 290-1240 (316 amino acids)
Biological process (GO): multicellular organism development; proteasome-mediated ubiquitin-dependent protein catabolic process
Cellular component (GO): cytoplasm
Molecular function (GO): ubiquitin protein ligase activity; ubiquitin conjugating enzyme binding
Source: RefSeq, a predicted model, not a curated record